Messenger RNA from Trifolium pratense (red clover), 683 nucleotides. RefSeq lists its product as uncharacterized. NCBI's taxonomy places the organism in Eukaryota, Viridiplantae, Streptophyta, Magnoliopsida, Fabales, Fabaceae. The transcript has a single exon. Bases 140 to 511 code for a protein of 123 amino acids. The record is from RefSeq and is a predicted model, not a curated record.
UCAUCUUAGUAAUGAAAAAAUAGAGUUCCAACAUUUUAGUAGUCAUAAAGUGACAUCUAUAUCUAUUUUAUUUUAUCUACAUAUGUUGACUUCAAAUUAAUAAUACAAUUCCUACUCCAAUAAACAAAAAGAAUCAUCUAUGGCAUCUCUAAUUAUUGGCUAUUCUUUUUGUAGAUUAAGGGCACCUAUUGUUCCAAUAUCUUGUCAAAGUAGAAGAGCAUUAAAUAUCUCUAACUCCAAUAAUGAAGAAAAGAAAGAUAUUGGAAGAGGAGGUGGAAAAGGGAAGGUACCAUUGUUGAAAUGGAAAGUUAUUUUGAAUGAUUUUGAGAAGAUAAUUGGGAAGAAUAAGUCACAAGAGAAGAUGAAUAAUUUAAGUCCACAACAACAAAAGGGUGAUUGGAAAGAUUUGUUUUUAAUGAGUAUUUCUUUUGCUGUUUAUGUGUACAUUUCUCAGAAGUUAGUUUGUGCUUAUUGUGCUUGGACUUCUAUGCCUAAUGUACAUGUUUGGUAGUUAUUAACUACUUUAGUUUUAUCACUUAAUUAAUGAAUUGUAAGCAAAUAGGCUUAUAUUUUUAGAAGGGACUAUGAUUGUAUUUUUUUUUUUUUUUACAAAUUAUGAUUGUAUAUAUUUUAUAAGAUAAGAUGUGUUUUUAUAGUUGGAAAAUUUUAAUGUCGAUCUACAA